This is a messenger RNA of Colossoma macropomum (tambaqui), 863 nucleotides long. Its product is annotated as CMRF35-like molecule 3. Lineage: Eukaryota; Metazoa; Chordata; Actinopteri; Characiformes; Serrasalmidae. The transcript has 6 exons. The coding region runs from base 24 to 839 and encodes 271 amino acids. The record is from RefSeq and is a predicted model, not a curated record.
UCUCUGGAGUCUCUUACAGAAACAUGCGCUUUCACUCACUCAUGAGUUCUUUAAUUCUCUUUGUGUUACUCCUCUGUAUCUCAGAUUCUGAGAGCCUGAAGACACUGAAGAAUUUAGCUGUAAGGCGUGGAGGAUCUCUCAGUAUUCCAUGCUUUUAUGAUGAGAAAUACAAAUCGAACCCUAAAUACUGGUGUGAGGGGUAUCACUGGUCGACCUGCAACAUAGUAGCCUAUACAAACACAAGUGGAAGAACAUCAGUCACUGAUCAUCCAACCCAGAAUAUGUUUACUGUGGAACUGAACAGCCUCCAAGACUCUGACUCUGGAUAUUAUUGGUGUGCUGUGGAAAUUGGUGGGACAGAGACCCCUGAUGACAGGGAUUAUUUGUACCUGGCGGUCAGUGCAGAUCCUGCUGUGUCGGUGAUAAACAGCAGAGUGAGUGGUCAGGAAGGGGGCAGUGUCAGUGUCCAGUUUCUCUACAGUGCUGAAUAUCAGACAGAACAGAGGAAGUUGUGCAGAUUUACAGACUGGAGGUGUUUCUUAGGUGGAAGGACUGAUGCAUCCCAAAAUUCAGCAGUGCUGUUCAGUGAUGAUGGAAAAGGAUCUGUCAGUGUGGAGAUGAGGGGUCUGCAGAAGAGUGAUGCUGGCUGGUACUGGUUCAGUGCAGGAGAUGUGGGGGUUACUGUUCACCUCACUGUCACUGAAAGACCUUCAACAACAGUGACUACAACUUUAAGCAGUCAGCAAACUCAGGAAAGUGUGUCCACUCCAGAGGAAACUACAUGUUCUGGCACUGAGAAACCCAAAGAGUCCGUGCAGUUCUGUCUCACACACAACUGAAUGAUUCAAACGCUGAGAUCCUGG